Messenger RNA from Penicillium taxi, 2424 nucleotides. It is a transcript of the gene dscA, whose product is annotated as ubiquitin-protein ligase dscA. The record is from RefSeq and is a predicted model, not a curated record. Lineage: Eukaryota; Fungi; Ascomycota; Eurotiomycetes; Eurotiales; Aspergillaceae. Bases 1 to 2424 code for a protein of 807 amino acids. The transcript has a single exon.
AUGGAUAACCGUGGUUCUUUUUUCUUCCUUCUGUUGGUGUUCUACCUUCUUCUUAGCUCUCAGUCGCGUCCCCCACUGCCUGAGGAGGGCAGGGAACGCCAGUAUGAGCUCGACCGAGAGCAGCAUGUGCUCCAGCUAUUGAAUGAGUCAAAGUAUGGCGACUUUGAUCCACCAGCGGAUAAGUGGCUUCCAUAUUCAGGGACAAGGAAGAACGAUAGCUUUGCCUGGGACCUUUUCCCAUAUGCUCGAAGUCGUGCACGCCAUCAGUUUCAAUCUGCUCUCUCAAACGCUGGUCUUGAGCUCCCUUCUGGUCUAGAGGACAACACCUCCUCGCCUCUCAAUUUAACGGAUUUCUUCUUGCCGGCAUAUCGCAAUACAACUGGAAUUCUUCGAGGGGACUGGGUACGGAGCACAGGAAAUCCCCAGCGUCGGACCCCCCUUAAUACAUCGUCCAUCGCGCACGAGCAUGAAUACUUUACCGAGCAUUUCGGCUCUAACAUUACCGGUAGUGGCGGCACAUUCUAUUUCAAUCUAGAAGAAGUAGACGAUGGAGAGAUCCAGGUCGGCAAGGGUCUUGUACGAGAGAUCAGAGCCAGUGUAACGAUUGAAAGCGAGGACUUUUGGGGAAGCACCUGGUAUCUUUCACUAUUUGGUGUGCAUUUCCCGGAGACUGGUGGCAUCAUUCUGAGCACCUCAAGCGAAAAGUUUGGCGGAAUUUUUUCUCUGCCACACUUUGCCCUUUCUGCUGAUACCUAUGAUUUAACUCGCGGUCUUCUAAUGAAGUCUCUUGCGGACACCAUGUCAGAGAAGCGAAAUCGGCCUUCAACCAUUUUCCCAUGGCCCUCUUUGAUCGGUUCAGAACAAAUCGAGUUUCCUGCACCCAGAUGCGAGCAUGUUAUAUUUCUACAACAACAUCCAGUGAUGAUCAACGAUGCCGUUGCCGAUCGCCUAACAUUAGAGCGAAUCGAGCACGAGCUUAGAUAUCCUAUAGGAGCUCCGAUUCCAGAGCCUCCACUUACAGUCAUGUCAGCGGUGGUCUUCUCCCCUGAUUGUGGCUACAUAUUGGAGACCAAGGGGACCCCAGAGUACCCACCCUCUGACUCUCUCUACCUUUCCGGACCCAAGUAUGAGGAGUACAGUAAAUAUGCGGCUCGACUUAUAUUUGUGGUUUCUGGAGUAUUUGUUGCACAAAUCACAUUGCUUUUGCGUCAGAUAAAAGAUGCCUCAACUCCUUCCACUCGGAGUCGGAUAAGUUUCUAUACUAUUUCAUCGAUGGCGCUCGGAGACGCCCUUGUCAUUCUCUUUAUCGUUUUGAAACUCUUCGAAGCGGUCUCCUUCUUAGUACUGGCAACGGUUUCAUUCCUAUCGUUUCUCUCUGUCUGUUACAUUGGAAUGAAGUUCAUGAUGGAUAUCUGGGCAGUUCAGGAGCCAGAACGUCGUGAGGAUCCGUCUACCAAUCCCUCAGCCCCUGUUCCACGUCCAACGACACUUCCCCCUCCCGUCACUGCUACAGUCCGGGACUCUGGUGCGCCACCGAUUAUCUUGACACCCGAUCAAGACCCUCCACUUGAGGAGUUGGAAACACCACCAGCAGCACCACCUGCGAACAAUCGUGCAACUGCACCUACGCCGGGACAGGUACGCAGCGAUGUCGGUGCCAUGUAUGCUCGAUUCUAUCUUCUUUUGUUUGUACUGUUCAUCAUCUCAGCCUGGGCUUUCCUUCUACCUCGGCGACUGGGAUCGAUCUAUGCCCGUCUGUUGUCCUCGAUCUAUCUCUCAUUCUGGGUUCCACAGAUAUACCGCAACGUUAUGCGUAACUGCCGCAAAGCAUUGCGAUGGGACUUUGUCGUUGGCCAGAGUAUACUACGUUUGCUUCCAUUCAUGUACUUCCUAACGGCUCGUGGAAAUGUGUUGUUUAUUCGACCCGACUGGACAACUGCCUUCGCAAUGGCUGGAUGGAUGUGGAUUCAAGCAUGGUUGCUAGCCAGCCAGGAUAUCCUAGGUCCGCGCUUCUUUGUUCCUCGGGGCUGGGCACCACAUGCGUACGAUUAUCAUCCUACAUUUCGUGACCAGGCCGGUGCGGACGAUGACCUUGAAGCUGGAGACUCGUUGUCUAUCGCAUCGCUUCGGGCUGAUGAACGUGAUGUUGUGAGUGACAACAAAGAAGAUGGCACUAAUCGGAAGGAACGCAAGAGAGCGAUGUUCGACUGUGCCAUCUGUAUGCAAGAUAUCGAAGUCCCUGUCCUUCCCGCUCUUUCUUCUGUGAUCGGAAGUAGCGUUGCAGAAGGGGCUACGAGUAUCUUAAGUCGACGGGCCUACAUGGUAACACCUUGUCGGCAUAUCUUCCAUACUGCCUGCUUAGAGAGCUGGAUGCGAUUGCGACUUCAAUGUCCAAUUUGUCGUGACUCUAUUCCCCCUGUGUAG